CCGAUAUGAAGAGAUUCUGGGCACUCAUUCUGGCUGCUGCUUUGUUGCUGAACGAGUGGUGUGUGGUUAACUCUGUUCCCCGGAGGAAUGGGACAUCAACGACGGCAAGUGAGCUUUCGGGUAUUUUAAAGAAGAUUGUGUCUCCCUGUACCACCGAGCAAACCAACUGCAACAACCCUGAUCUCGAUAUUGUCUUCGCAUUGGACAGCAGUUCGAGCAUUAAUGAUACUGAGUUUAAGGCGCAGAAAUAUGCAACAAACAUGAUUGCUGAAUUCAUCGAUAGGCAUAGUCCCAUUGCCCCCGAUGGAACCCGGGUUGGUGCAUUGACGUUUGCCACUGAUGUGGUGAGAGAGUUCGAGCUGAAUGAACACACUGGUUUGGAAUCUGUUCAAGGUUACAUUGACGCGAUUGGCAGAAGAAUGGGAGGUACAAACACAAAACUGGCUUUGGAGACUGCGCAGCUCAUGUUUGAAGAUAUGUUCUUAGAGGAAAGCUGGAAGCUAAUCUGGCUACAUACUGACAGUAUGUCUAACCUGGGCGAUCCUCGACCAAGAGCAACAAGUAUAAAAAAACAAGGAUGGAUUAUCUGCGUGGUUGUUAUUGGUAACCAUGAGAAUGUAGAUGGAAUCGACGACAUAGCAUCUCCAGGAUGUGUUGUCAAAUUUGGGAGUUUUACAGAGUACGCAAAAGUCGCAAAAAAGGCUCAGGGCCCAGAUCAGUUUGAUGAAUUUGGUUACCAAGGAUAA
Molecule: messenger RNA, 746 nt
Organism: Lingula anatina
Lineage: Eukaryota; Metazoa; Brachiopoda; Lingulata; Lingulida; Lingulidae
Product: matrilin-1
Source: RefSeq, a predicted model, not a curated record